AUGAUAAACGACACUCCAAAAUCGCAAACUAAGUUGCGAAGUGAUAAUGGCAGUACACUCUCAUCAUUGAGAACUACCCAGCUGAAGAACAAUGACCAGCUCACUGGCAGAGUAGAAGCUGUCCGAUCUCCACCACAGAAGAAGGUAAAAGGAUUCGACAUAGAAAAGACUACUGCAUGGACGGAAACCUCAGAGGAAAUCGCGGAGAAUAUGACAAGGCAUGAUAUUAAUCCGCCGCAGAAGAGCAGAAAGCAGACGGUCACUGGCCCCCGCAAUGUGACCGAGGAGAACCAAGGAAUUAAUAAUAAGACUCAGACCGUUCACAUGCAACUGAGGUCACAUCAAAAGAAGCAGUUAAAUCAAAGGGGACUGAUGACUGAGAAGAGAGAGACGGUAAUCGGACGACUUCGGAGUACCCGGAGAAAGGAACUUACUGGGGUGGAAAAGCAGAGCUCGUCUGAGCAAUCGACAGAAACCUCCAGCGCCAGCGUAGACACAGACGCGGCAAAUGCGAAUAUCCUCUGUAUUGACAUAAAAGACAGGAGCAGUAUUGCCCCAAACACGAAACCAUUAGCUGCAGAAGAGAUCCCUGGAGUGGAUGGCAACCAGAAUGUCAUCAUGAAUGGUUCCCCAGGAACUCCCAAGUCACAAACAUCACGCAACCAAGACCGGCCGCUCCGAGAACAGUGCUUAGUAAUACAGGGACUUCAGGAGCCUCAAGCAGAUACACCUAAAGAACGCGUAUUAGCUGAUCUCGGCUUGUUCCAAGGUCUUCUAAACACACUGCUUCAACCCGAUGAAGAAAUUUCCGUGUUGAAAGCCUUCAGACUCGGAAAGCGCUCUACUGAACCCGCUAUUCCACCGCAUCCUAGGCCCCUUAAAAUUGUUCUGAGUUGCAAAGAGCAUGUUGAUCUUAUCCUCUCAAGACGUUUUAGGUUAAAAUAUUCCCACCAAGGAGUUUUUUUUCAGCCGGAUUACACACCACCGGAGCGGAUAAAACGCCGACAGUUAGUUCAGGAGCUAAGGCUGCGACAAACGAAUGGCGAACAAGGCCUGGUUAUCUACAACAACUGCAUAAUCGAGCGACCGUCCCGCUUCAUAUGGACACGGCCCGUGCGUAUGUCGCCACAGCCGAGACAAUUGGCAAAGGCGGCGUCAUAG
Molecule: messenger RNA, 1161 nt
Organism: Spirometra erinaceieuropaei
Lineage: Eukaryota; Metazoa; Platyhelminthes; Cestoda; Diphyllobothriidea; Diphyllobothriidae
Source: the annotation of a GenBank genome assembly